Sardina pilchardus (European sardine) is the source of this 1741-nucleotide messenger RNA. It is a transcript of the gene cnpy4, whose product is annotated as canopy FGF signaling regulator 4. NCBI's taxonomy places the organism in Eukaryota, Metazoa, Chordata, Actinopteri, Clupeiformes, Clupeidae. The transcript has 6 exons. The record is from RefSeq and is a predicted model, not a curated record. Bases 82 to 750 code for a protein of 222 amino acids.
UAGGUCGGUAACACUAGUAUGCCGAUGUGGCUUUCCCCGUGAGCCUGUAUAAUACUGUUUUAAUUGUGAGAAUAUAUAAAAAUGGAAGUAUUGCUUUUGUGUUUGAUUUCAAUCUUCGGGUCCGUGGUGGCAGAGCAAGACGAAAGGUUACCUAAUAAAUGCGAAGUCUGCAAGUACUUGACGGUAGAGUUGCAGGCGACGCUGGACAGAAGUAGCAGGUCAAAGGAAGUGCUGGAGGUUGGAGAGGUGUUGGACACGGGGAAACGCAAGCGCAAGAUCAAAUACAACACAUCGGAAACACGUCUGACAGAAGCUGUUGACAACAUAUGUGAGGGAAUCUUGCAGUACAGUGUGCAUGCUGAGAGACCAGGAAGUUUGCGAUAUUCCAAGGGGACCAGUCAGACUAUGGCUACACUGAAGAACUUGGUGAAUAAGGGCGUGAAGGUGGAGCUGGGUAUUCCCUUUGAGCUCUGGGAUGAGCCCUCAGUGGAGGUGGCAGACAUGAAGAAACAGUGUGAGACCAUGCUGGAGGAGUACGAGGAGGUGGUGGAGGACUGGUACUUCCAUCACCAGGAGGAGAGGCUGGAGGGGUUCCUCUGCCAGAAGCAUGUCUUGAAGACCUCGGAGCAAGAAUGCCUGGAAGAGGAGUGGAAGGGGGACCCAGGGUUGAAAGAAGCAGAACCAGAGGCAGAGCCCAGUGGCAUUGGACAGGGAGUCGGAGGGAAGACCCACGAUGCCGGAGAACUUUGAAAGGAGUGAAUUUCGGGGAAACAAAUCCGAAAUACACUCCAGGCCUUUUUCAAACACUACCAAAAAGUAUGAGCAAUACAAGAUGGCUAAAUAUGAUGACUGUUACAGUUUAGGGGCUGUUCACGCCAAGAAAGAUAACUGAAAAUGAUAACGGCAAAAAGUGUUGCUCUAGUUAAUAUGAAGCACAAUGUCCACGCGUAAAGUGUAAUAAUAGCAACAUGAAGAAUGUUAUUGUUUGGGGAUCACUUUCAGAGUGAUUUUGAGAAUGAUAAAAAGCUGACAGCCAAUCAGAAUCCAUCGAAUUUCAUCACAUUCAUCAGCAUGAGAGACUUUUUAUCAACAAACUGUUUAUUGCUGGUCAGAAUGGAUGCUUUCAUCAUUAAUUAGCUAUCUUUAGCAUACCUGGUGUAAAUGGCCUUUUACACCCUUUUUAACCCAGAACACCAUAUGUUUGUAUGAACACAUGUGCUUUGGAAACUAUGUUUACUAUAUUCAUUCAAACAUUUCGAUGUUUUUGGACAUUGAGGAAUUAGCCUUUAUUUUUGUUGCUUUUAGCUAUGCGGGUUUGCACAGAAAAGGGCCAUAUUGUUUACAUUUACACUGAGAAAUUGGAUCUCUCUGUUAGCCUGGAAAACCAGCGCCAACUGCUGGACGGCAUUUAGGCUGGUUUAUCAGGCUAUCUCUCUGUACUCAUUUUUCAUCCAGGAUGCCAAGAGAACAUUUUUGUUUACCUCUGUGCCUUAAAUGUCACCAUCCCUCUGUUUUUUGUGAUUUUAUAUUGGGAUUUUUUUUUUUUUUUACAUUUUAUACAAAUAAAAUGUGUUCUCAGAUUACGUAGACUUAUGUGAGCAUGUAAGUAUGGGUAUAUUCACUCAAACAGAGAAGGACUCUGGAGUAAUCAGCAGAAUUUUCUCAAAUGUCAUUAGUGCCUCAACAGUGCCAGGAGGGAUAUAAAGAGAGACCAGUUCAAAAUCAUCGGAAAUCUGGUUUG